Molecule: messenger RNA, 1538 nt
Organism: Durio zibethinus
Lineage: Eukaryota; Viridiplantae; Streptophyta; Magnoliopsida; Malvales; Malvaceae
Source: RefSeq, a predicted model, not a curated record
ACUGCAAAACUGGGUUGGUUUCAAAAGCAGAUCUCUUCGUGUAUUCCACUGCUUACAUAAAAAACCCUAACCUCUAUCCCUUAACCAUUUUCUGUUUUUUUAUUUUUUUUGAAUUUCGUAAUUUUUUUAAGGUUAAAUGAAGAAAGAGAAGGUGCGAUGAUGAUUAUAGAAAUCAAAUCUCGUUAAUCUGAUUCGAAAUAUGAGGAUGAACUCUUUCAUCCAUUCUAAACAUCUUCUGAGCGUCUUCUCUUAUCUUUUUUUCUUUUCGUUUUGUUUUUCUUUUGGUGAGAAUGAAAUCAUUUUUCUUUGUUUUCUUUUAAAAUUUUGAUUUUGGGAUUUGAAUGGAAUUGGAUUAUUUAAGCAUUCUAUAAUAAUACGAUAUUCAGAAAUUAUGAGAACUGAAACUUGUGGGAUCGGUUGAUCCGACGUGCUAUCCUGAGCCCAUUGCCAGGUCUUGGGCUUGAUUGGAUUCUUAAAAAUGCUUAAUGAAAAACCCGACAAAACGAUGGGCUGCGACAAUAUAACAACUCUGUGAGUUAGUUCGUAUGAAUCAAUGAUUUUUGGACACGACACACGCUUCAAAGUUCAAACACGUAAUUUGUUUGGUCUCUGGCGGCGACACCAAACCCUACUAAUCAAAAGUUAGGUCUCGUGUUCCAUCCUAUGUUCCAACUAGCAACACUCCAAAAGAGGAAACGAAACCAAAUUCAGAAACGAAAAAACCUUUAAACCUUUCUUUUUCUGUCUUGAAGGAAUCGUUUUGGAAUCAUUCGACUAAAUGGAGACGGUUGUGGAAGAUGAGGAGUACAAUUUCAGAGAAGUAAUUUUGCCUAGAUUGAUCCCAAUAGUUCCAGAGCCAGGGCUAGAAAGGGAGACAGGGGAGAGAAGGAGAGGCAGAGAUAUAUUAAUAGCCGUUGAUCAUGGUCCCAACAGCAAACACGCCUUUGAUUGGGCACUUGUUCACCUCGUCAGGCUUGCUGAUACCAUCCAUCUUGUCCAUGCUGUUUCCAGCGUAAGAAACGAGAUUGUUUAUGAAACCAGUCAAGGUCUUAUGGAGAAGUUAGCUGUGGAGGCUUUUGAGGUUGCCAUGGUGAGGACUACUGCUCGAAUAGUCGAGGGUGAUGCAGGUAAGGCAAUUUGCAAGGAAGCAGAAAGGUUGAAGCCAGCAGCAGUGGUUAUGGGAACUCGUGGUAGAAGCUUAAUACAAAGUGUUCUUCAAGGAAGUGUAAGUGAGUAUUGCUUCCACAACUGCAAAUCUGCUCCUGUCAUAAUCGUACCUGGGAAAGAAGCUGGAGACGAAUCACUGAUAUAGAGGAAUGAGUUAACAUGAGAAAUUAAUUUGUUUUCUUGUAUGUAAUGAUGGCUUGUUGUUUGUAUGUAUGUAACGACAAUGUUACUGAGGAACCUAGAAAAUUGUCUUAUCUAGUUUUACCAUACAAUUUCUUGUUUGUAAUUUAUUAUUUCGAUUAUGAUUUGCUUGAUUAGCUGAAAUCCUAAUUUAUGUGAAUGACGUGAUUCCAAAUAAACUCAAACUAUGU